Molecule: messenger RNA, 1789 nt
Organism: Neltuma alba
Lineage: Eukaryota; Viridiplantae; Streptophyta; Magnoliopsida; Fabales; Fabaceae
Product: peroxisome biogenesis protein 12
Biological process (GO): protein import into peroxisome matrix; protein monoubiquitination
Cellular component (GO): peroxisomal membrane; peroxisomal importomer complex
Molecular function (GO): ubiquitin-protein transferase activity; protein binding; zinc ion binding
Source: RefSeq, a predicted model, not a curated record
GUUUUCGUAUCGCCCCACAUACGCAGCGAGAUAGUCCGACUGCCGACAAAAAGUUCCGAUGUGGUCAUGAUCAUUCGGUUACCCCUUUAGCUUAUAGACGGAGAAAUCGGACGAUGAACGAGGGCCGGUGAGUUUGCAGCGUGCAGGUUUAGCAUGUACUGCGGAUUGGGCACUUGUUUUUGGCUUUGUGAUUGGGAAUUUCGCUGGAAAGGAACGAACGAGGAAGUGAAAAGAGAAAGAAAUGUUGUUUCAGGUGGGAGGUCAAGGGACUCGUCCCACCUUCUUCGAGAUGGCGGCGGCUCAACAGCUUCCUGCCAGUCUCCGCGCUGCUCUUACAUACUCAAUUGGUGUAUUGGCCUUAAGAAGACCAUUCCUUCACAGAGUCUUGGACUAUGAAGAUGAAUUUUUCGCCUUGCUAAUGCUGGUUCUUGAAACUCACAGCUUACGAACCACAGAUGCUUCUUUUUCUGAAUCUCUAUAUGGGCUUCGAAGACGAGCAGUUAACAUCAGGGCAAAGAAGGAUGAUGCUGGCUCGAAAUCACCUAAUGCCACUAGUCCUUCUGGGUUAGAGAAGCGACAAAAAGUUCUUUCAGUUGUUUUCUUGGUUGUGCUUCCGUAUUUAAAAUCUAAAUUGCAUUCAAUGUACAAUAAAGAAAGGGAAGCUAGGCUUCAAGCUACUCUAUGGGGAGAUGAUGAUGGAUUUGAUGUCAGCCAGAGCUUUGUUGAAGAGGAUUUUCAAGUGUCAAGAGGAACCUUGGAUGCUGAAGUCUCCAUUGGAGCACGCAUGAGAAAGAGAGUUCAGAAAAUUGUAGGAUUUUGCUAUCCUUGGUUACAUGCCACUACUGAGGGCUUAUCAUUUGCUUAUCAGCUGCUAUACCUGUUGGAUGCUACUGGAUACUACUCGCUAGCACUGCAUGUUCUUGGCAUUCAUGUCUGCCGUGCUACAGGACAAGAGUUGAUGGAUACUUCUUCCAGAAUUUCAAAGAUUCGUAGCCAUGAACGUGAGAGACUUCGUGGCCCUCAAUGGUUGAAGACAGUACAAGGAGCGCUGCUUAGCUGUACAUACACAAUACUCGACUAUGCACAGACCGGUUUGAUUGCAUCAGUGUUCUUUUUCAAAAUGAUGGAAUGGUGGUACCAGUCUGCUGAGGAGAGAAUGUCAGCACCGACUGUAUAUCCCCCUCCCCCUCCCCCUCCCCCCCCAAAGGUAGCGAAAGAGGGGAUUCCACUGCCGCCAGACAGAACAAUUUGUCCGUUGUGCUCACAGAAGCGUGCAAAUCCAUCUGUUAUUACAGUUUCGGGGUUUGUUUUCUGCUAUGCUUGCAUCUUUAAGUAUGUUACCCAGUAUAAGCGUUGCCCGAUCACGUUGAUGCCUGCAACGGUUGAGCAGAUAAGGAAACUCUUUCAUGAUGUAUAGGGCUUACUGGCAAUAAGAGGGGGCUUGGCUAGUGAUGCGUUUCAGAUCAGCAGAGAUGCACCAGGCACUUGUCAAUGUGCCCACUUUUCUUUUCUUUUCAAUGGUGAUGCAUUAAGCGUGGAGCUUUGAGGUUAGUGAUGGGGGCGAUUUCGUGUCCACUGCUUUCUGUCUCUCUGUCUGUCUACUUCAGACCGUUUCAGAUGUAACAAUAUAUGGCCAUUUUGAGCCCCCCCCCCCCCCAAAAAAAAAAAAAGAAGGGAAAUUACUGUUCAUGACAAAUAGACAAGGGCUGGUCUUCAUUCUAGUCCAUAUAUCUUAUAUAAAUGAAAUCCGCUUUCCUAAGUUGGAAACUGGGUGUCAGCGGUUUUGUAA